Molecule: messenger RNA, 300 nt
Organism: Lactuca saligna
Lineage: Eukaryota; Viridiplantae; Streptophyta; Magnoliopsida; Asterales; Asteraceae
Source: the annotation of a GenBank genome assembly
AUGAGGGUGGUAAGGAAUUAUGUAACACAUUUGGGGAUUCUUAAUGAUAAUGAUGAUGCUAAUGAGCAACCGACCGACCAACCUGAACCCCAACAAAGGCCUCGGAGAUGGAAUGUUAGAGGGAGAAGUGCAAGAGGACAGCCGAUGCAUCCACGCGCACCCAUAGGAGGAUCACAUAUUGGAGAUGAUAUGACAGGGUAUUAUCACUACCCAAUUUACCCUAGGAUGAGUGAGUAUCAAGACCAAGGAGGAGAUGGGGCAGGCACUAGUGGAGCUCGGGAUGAAGAGGAAGAUGAUUGA